This is a messenger RNA of Cyanistes caeruleus (blue tit), 3107 nucleotides long. RefSeq names its product NFKB inhibitor interacting Ras like 1 (gene NKIRAS1). Gene Ontology annotation, molecular function: GTPase activating protein binding; GTP binding; GTPase activity. The record is from RefSeq and is a predicted model, not a curated record. Gene Ontology annotation, biological process: negative regulation of canonical NF-kappaB signal transduction; Ral protein signal transduction. Lineage: Eukaryota; Metazoa; Chordata; Aves; Passeriformes; Paridae.
UCGUAAGAUUACGAGGAAGGGCUGAGGGAGCUGGAUUUGUUUAGUUUUGAGGAGGCUCGGGGGAAAUCUCAUCACUCUACAAAUCCUUGAAAGGAGAAUGUAGUGGGCUGGGGGUUGGUCUCCUCUACUGUGACUGCCGUGAGAGGACCAGAGGAAAUGGCCUUCAGCUGAGAUGGGAGACUCAGAUUAGCAUAUGCUUUUCAGAGCACCCUGGCUUGUGAAGCAUUGCCUGGUUAAACUGGAAUUGAAGCAGGACAACGCCAGUCCCUCCUGGUCCAGAAAAGGCUUAGAAGAGGGUGCCACAAUGGAAGAUGUGUAUUUGGCAUCGGUGGAGACAGACCGAGGCGUGAAGGAACAGUUGCGGCUCUAUGACACCAGGGGUCUGCAGGAGGGUGUGGAAUUGCCCAAGCACUAUUUCUCUGUGGCUGACGGCUUUGUCCUGGUGUACGCCGUGACCAGCCUCGAAGCCUUCCAAAGAGUCGAACUGCUCAAAAAGGAGAUCGACCUCUUCAGAGACAAAAAGGAGGUUGCAGUUAUUGUCUUGGGAAACAAAACUGACCUCCUGGACCAAAGGCAAGUGGAAACAGAAGCAGCACAGCAAUGGGCAAGGGCUGAGAAAGUGAGACUGUGGGAAGUGACUGUGACAGAUCGGAAAACACUGCUUGAACCCUUCACCUUCUUAGCUAGCAAACUGUCCCAGGCCCAGAACAAAUCAACAUUUCCCUUGCCUGGAAGGAAGAGCAAAGGGAAUAACUGUGAAAACUAGACUAGCUUAGCAUUGUCUCCUGCUGCCAGGUCACAGUCUAAGUCCUUUUUGUGCCAUUUGCUCCUUGCAGUUUCAUUUAAAGCAAUAAUAUCAUUCAGCAAUAAAAUCAGCAAGCUUAUAGCUAAGAGGCAUCCUUCCUUCUCACAGACUUGGCUUGAAAAAGCCGCUGUUGGUAAAAGCCUCAAAAAGCACUUUAUGAGAGCAGUUAUUUUGCUGCCAGGAUUAUGGAGGAGGAAGGGAUAGAUGGAUACCUCUUAGCAGGGCCUCUUACUAUGCCUGGAUACAGCCAUGUUGAGGGACAAAUCAACAAGCUUACCAGUAUAUAAUAGCCCUGCAGAUCUAUAGCCUGUAGUCACAAAAAGUAUUAGCUGCAAUAAAGCAUUCAGUUUGGAAAGGUGAUAUAUUUGAAAUGGCAACAGUUCUUUUACCUUGACCUUAAACAGGGCCAUAGGGCUUUUUGAUGCUGCAAGAGACUGAGAUCAGUGUCUUGCUGUAGGAAAGGGUAUGGAGUGGGAGGAACAGUUACCAGAUUUAGCCAGUGAUGUUUUGCUAGUGUCUGGAAGAAAAAAACACCCCCCACAUCUUCUGGGAAAUACCCCAACAUGAACCUUGUCAACAAAGUCUAGUAAGCAGUGCUUUCAUGUCAGGAAUUCAUUUGUAGAAACCAGAAAAGCUCUCGGAGCACUCAUUGAUUGAAUAACCUAAGGACAACACAGCUAUGGGUUUGCUCCAGCAUGUCCACUACAAAUCAGUCACAUUCUCAUAGGUGGUAAUUUUACUGAGGAUUAUAUGGGUCAAUUUUGUAUGCAGGAUGUAUUGCUGGGCUCUGCUUAGGGCACACUUACCUGGCUGCUGAGGUAAGCUGCAGCAAUCUGCCCUCCUGGUACGAAGUGCUGUAUGACUGUGCAGGUGGGGGCUGAGGAGGGUAGGAGGCUGCCUUUUUGCAGACAUCCCUGUGGCAAAUGCCCAGAAAUACCUGUACAAACGGCCCCGGUCUUCAUGCGCUGCACAUGGUCCGGCUGCAGGAGCACAACUGCACGUGCUGUGUUUGCCUCAACACUGGCAAACCUGUGUGCUGAAGGACUCUGCUGUCCCAGGCCAGCCUGGCAGUAAACUGAACUGAAGGGGAUAUAUAGAGGGACAGAAUGAGCCACUUCUCCCAGAGACAGGGGCCAGAUUUUUGGCAUCUAACAACCUGCUGUACUAAUUGAUGCUAGCUUUUCUUUAUAUUUGAAGGCAAGAGCAGGGAGUGAAGUACCCAGUUUCUGCAUUUUCCACUAAAUUAAUCCUCUUUUGAACAAAUACUAAGAAUUUCACUGUGAAUCAGCAAAACCACAAGCAAUAUUUGCACUGUCAUAUCAUAACUGCUAAAUUGUGUGCUUAAUGAUCACAAUUAAGCUCAUAGUAUUGCUCUUCCUGAAUACUGAUUAAUAAAGCCUGUCAGCACUACUAAAGUCUGUCAGCAUUAUUAAUGUCAGAGCAGCAGUACACUUCACUGAAAAUUAAGCAGGAAUCCCUACCAUUAUAAUGGAGGUAGACGAAACUGUUUAUGCGCUUUGCUCAAUAUAGCUUGAAUUGCUGUGGCCAAGGAGUAAGAUAAGAGAGUAAUUAUGAAUGAGCAAGCUUUUGUAAUGCCCUGCUAGGAACAUAAAAUUGUUUCCAUUGCAACACUGCAGCUGAGUAAGCACUAUAGCACGACCUCCCCCUAUCUGGCCAGUAAUAGUCAUUGUCCCCAGCAGUGCUGCAGGAUGACACUCCCUCCUCACUCAUUUCCUACUGAACACACAUGUAAGUGUACUCCGGGAUUCUCCCUACCCAGAAGAUUCAGUAUCUGCUUGUGUGGAGGUGACUUGAGACCAGCAGUGGUUCACCUCCUCACUGCAACCUCUUACCAAGGAGUGGGUCAUGUUCCUCUUCUUCAGCUCUGCAGAAACCUUUUUCUGGAAGGGACUUCCAUCAGCCUUGAAGCAAUCAAAAUAAAUGAAGAUGUCUACUAAUAGCACAUCACUAAAGCUGACCCUUGAGCCAAAGGAGUGCAUGUUGACAAGUCUGAAUGAACUUAAAAUGCCUGGAGAUGGAAAGAAUGGGGAUGACUGGUUCCUGUCCAGCUCUGCAUGCUGCAGACUUGGUGCCAAUUUUUCUGCCAAGACUGAUGUCACCUGUAGGCUGCCAGAGCUGUGCAGUGCAAGUGUAGCUUGCUCGCUUGCUCCACUGGACUCCCAGGACCUGACUGUUUUAAGACAGGCAAGAGAAACAGAUCUUCUAAAUGACUAAGGCCAUUUUUCCAAAUAGGCUACAUAAAGGCAAACACAUUUUCUUUGAUUUGGCUAAAUUUAGAGUU